Messenger RNA from Fragaria vesca subsp. vesca, 1020 nucleotides. Its product is annotated as mitogen-activated protein kinase kinase kinase 2-like. Gene Ontology annotation, biological process: protein phosphorylation. The record is from RefSeq and is a predicted model, not a curated record. The transcript has a single exon. NCBI's taxonomy places the organism in Eukaryota, Viridiplantae, Streptophyta, Magnoliopsida, Rosales, Rosaceae. The coding region runs from base 1 to 1020 and encodes 339 amino acids. Gene Ontology annotation, molecular function: ATP binding; protein kinase activity.
AUGGGCAGAAAUGAUGAAUGCACAUCUCCUCUGCCUGGUGAAUGGAUGAAGGGCAAAUUGGUUGGAUCAGGUUCUUUUGGAAGUGUCCAUUUGGCCAUGAGCAAAUCCACAGGAGGACUUUUCGUUGUGAAAUCCUCGCAGUCUUGUGAUGGAGCCCUCGCUCUUGAGAAUGAGGCUAAGAUUCUCGAGAGUUUGAAUUCCCCAUAUGUUGUUCGAUGUAUAGGGAUCGAAAAUGGUAGAGGGAAAUUGUGCAAUGUUUUCAUGGAGUACAUGGCAGGGGGUAGUUUGUCAGAUGUGGCUCAGAUAUUUGGUGGGGCUUUCGAUGAAGACAUGGUUCGCUUGUACUCGAGAGAGAUUCUUCAUGGUCUCAAGUAUCUUCACGAAAAUGGGAUUAUGCAUUGUGAUCUCAAGUGCAAGAAUGUGCUCUUGAGCUCUUCCGGGAAUGUGAAGCUGGCAGACUUUGGUUGCGCUAGGAGGCUCAAGGACUCGACCACCACUACUGGUGGAACUCCAUUAUGGAUGGCUCCCGAAGUUUUGAGGAAUGAAGGGCUGGAUUUUCCUUGUGACAUUUGGUCAUUGGGAUGCACCGUGAUUGAAAUGGCCACCGGAAGGCCUCCUUGGGCCGCUGAGAUUUCUGAUCCGGUAGCUGCUGUUCUGAAGAUUGCUUGCAGCAGCGAGAGGCCUCAGUUUCCGAGACAGUUUUCAAAUGAGGGGUCGGAUUUCUUAGCGAAAUGCUUGGAGAGAGACCCGAAAAGGAGGUGGUCUGCUGAGCAACUACUUAACCAUCCUUUUGUCUCUGGAAAUCCAAUGAGAGUUUCAAGAAAGGGCGAGACAUGCUCACCGGCAAGUACUUUGGAUGACAUUGGAAUGUACAAUUUUGAUUGUGGAAUUGAGAGCUGUGAGGGCAAUGAGUUCGCCUUCAGAAAUCCUUUCUCGAGGUGUUGUGACGAAAUAAACAGAAAUACAGUAAAGCCUGAGUGUCACCUUGAGUCAUCUGAAAAUUGGAUCACUGUUAGAUAG